GCUACUAGUACUACCUGGGCAGAGAACUGGUAGCUGAACGGUCAAGGCUGUGGAUUGGGGCUCCCUAGGCCCCUUUUCCCUGGUCACAUGGUCCGGGUGGUCAACCCCACCAACUCUGACGUCUUUGUUGAGACCUCGGAGCGGAGCGUGUUCGAUUCGACAUAUGGCCGUGUUUUUGUUGGCUUCAAGUUCAGAGUCUGGCAUCUUGCUUCUUCACCGUCACUCGAUAUCACCGUCGUCAAAUCCAUUUGUACAAGCUACGCAUUACACUUUGAAUCGCACCUCGAACCGUAAUUUCCACUCCCGACCCAAAUAUCGUACGGAUUAGACCAAGAAUAAUCGAGCGAAUAUGCCUUCCGCCGAAUUCCAAAAGGCUGCCGAGGAGAGCCGUCAGCUCAAGGCGAAGCCGAGCAAUGAAGAGCUAUUGGAGCUAUAUGCCCUGUUCAAAGUCGCCAAUGGCGAAGAUUUCUCAAAGGCCCCUGCGCCCGGCAUGUUUGAUCUAAAGGGCAAAGCGAAACACAAGGCAUGGCAGAAAGAGGUCGACGCAGGCACCUCCGCCGCCGACGCCGAGAAGCGAUACAUCGAGCUCGUCAACACCUUGAAGAGCAAAUAUGGCUUUGACCCGUCAAAGGCUCCUGAGGCCGUGGGCUCCUCUUGAGGUGCUGAGGUGUGUGAGCAUGGACAUGCAUGCCCGCUUACGCAUGGAUGGAUCGCCAUCAAUCUCAGCUUAGCUUAUCUUAGCAUUGAUUCUGCACGCCGGCAUAACAUAAUGCGAGAAAGAAUAUAUAGCCUUGUCUUUUUUUCUUGCUUUCCUGUGUCUUGUGCUGGUCUCUUAUGCAUGUGCCUGACUGAUAACGGAAGAGUGAGACUUCAGUGCUGCUCCAUACCGUAUGCAUGGUAUAGUACUUUGCCUUGGCGAUGAUGCAAGCUACCUACCUAUCACUAUUUAAAUCUAGGUUUGCGGCCAGGCUGUCAACUAAAAUCUCGAGGCCACCGUCUCCCAUGUCGAUCUGGAACCUCGUACACUCCCUGCGGCGACCAAGGCAUAUCGGUCUCGACGUACGGUGUCAGAGGUAGAUCGUAGGGCAGACGGAUGCCUACCAGAGUGGUAGUUGUACUUGAU
Molecule: messenger RNA, 1123 nt
Organism: Exophiala dermatitidis NIH/UT8656
Lineage: Eukaryota; Fungi; Ascomycota; Eurotiomycetes; Chaetothyriales; Herpotrichiellaceae
Product: diazepam-binding inhibitor
Exons: 4
Coding region: 350-658 (102 amino acids)
Biological process (GO): fatty acid metabolic process
Molecular function (GO): long-chain fatty acyl-CoA binding
Source: RefSeq, a predicted model, not a curated record